GCAGGAAGACGUGAAUAAACUCGCUAGUUCGUCGCACGCUCAAUCAACGCCAGGGGAAGCAGACCUAAACAGCCGUUAGAAAAAAAAUAGAAAUCAAAGAAAACGCGUGAAGCUAAUGAAGAGAGGAAAAGGGAAAAAUGGGAAGAGAAGGCUACCCCCGUGUCCACAACACAAAACAAAAAUUGUUAACCCAAAGAACGAAUGAAGUAGUCCGGAAUUAAGCUCCGAGGAAGACCAACUUCAAAAGCACAACUCGCACAACAAAUAUUUACGGAUCGGGAACCUUUUCAAACAGACAGACGAACAAUAACAAAACAAAACAUGAAAGAGAGAGUAGUCCUCGCAGAAGAAGCACAUGACGAAGGAAACGCUGUGUGCAGAAGACGAGUCGGGUUGAACGGCGAAAGAGCAUCACAACAGAGAUCUAUUCGGAAUCACCGAUCGCUCCACUCAGGACACUUUGUACUUGGCCCUCAUAAUCCUCCCGAUGGAAUCAGAGUGUUAGACUCGUCCGAAUGCGCCAAGCGCAGAAAUUCUCCAAAUGAAUUCAGAAUGUCUAGUGGGGGGAGGCCUUAAGACUACUUCCACAUUCGAGUUCGUUACAUGAUUCUUCAUCCCGUCAUGUGAGAUGCAGAAAGAAAGAAAGAAGUGGAGAGACGGAUAAGAGGGAACAAGUCAGAGCAACGGGGAGACAAUGGAGAAACCGAAACGCAGAAAACAAAACAAGCAGAGGAAGAACACAGCAAAACACGGGAAACUGGACAAGGAGAAGGAAAUUUGAGCAAGAGUACGAAGAACAUGGGUAAGUUGUACAAAAGAAAAGCAGGGAAACAGAAACCCUAAAACGGACGGAUUGGGGAAGCGCACCAGGGACUAGGAAAAACAAAACAAAACAUGGAAAACUGGACGAGGAGAAGAGAAUGUGAGCAAAAGGACGAAGAACAUGGCCAAAUUGUACAAAAUAAAAGGGGAAACAGAAACCCUAAAGUGGACGGAAUGGGGAAACGCACCAGGGACUCAGAACAAGGCGAAGAAAACAGAAUCAACGGAACAUUUAUUCAAAAUCAAACCCAGGAAGUCGGUCGACCAAGGCACCGCUUGGACUACGCCACAAAAGGAAACGCGAGAGAAGGGAGAAACUCGACAUGCGACCGAAGGGGAUGCAGGGAACGAGUAAAAACACAACAGAGGACACCGCCAUAAGAGUAGCGGAGAUCGACGCUGGGUGAUAAGGAACAAAAGGGGAAAUAAAUGCGAGUGCGAUUGCGAUUGCGAACGAUAGACGAGAACACAGCCCGGCUAAAAUGAAAGGUAAAAGGCGCUAUGCUGGGAGAGCACGCAAAGGAGAAAUACGAUUGACGAAAGGGGAGAGCGGAGGUCGACGGAAAACGAGGGAAGGCAAGGGGGAAGCGAGGGAGAACGAAGCGACACCGCACGUAACCGGCUAUUGUAGAACUCAAAGCGGAUACGUCGUAAGCGGAUUAGGGAACGAUCGGCCAAACGGGAAGCAACCCAGAGGAAUAGUGCAAGUGCGGGGUACGCAGAGCAGCAGUCGACGUCGUGCUAGCAGAAGAGAUAUCGAGGGGGGAAACGAGGGGGAAAAAGAAACGAAGUAACAGAGGAUCUCUUUAUACACACAGGCGGAGGCCGCAGCAAGAUGACGGAACGAUAGACAGGAAGACCAGGAAGAGCAAGGGAAGGAACGAGCAGGGAAGAGAGGAAUGAGUGGGAGAGGGAGACGGGCAAGGGGCAGUGAAAAGUAACGGAAAGAAAGUCGGGAGAGAAAUGAGCAGGGAGGGGGAAGAAAGAACAGGGAGGUGGGAGAAACGAGCGGGGAGGGAGGAGACGAGCAGGGAAGGGAGAGAAAAAAGCAGGGAGGAGGGAGAAAAAAGCAGAGAGGGGGAGAAAGAGCGCAGGGAAGGAGGAGAUGAGCGGGGAGGGUGAAGAGCAGGAGGGAGACCAGCAUUGAGGGGGGAGAGGAACACGAGGGAAAGACGAGCAGGUGGCGGGAAAAAGCAGCGAGGGAGGAGAAGAACAGGGAGGAGAAAAAGCAGAGGGGGGCGAAGAAAGCAUGGAGGGGGUAGAGAAAAGAUCGAGUGGAGAGAAAACGACUAUUGGGUGGGGAGAGGAAGUGGAAGGGCAGGGGAAGAAAAAAACGGAGAGGGAAAGGGCAGGGGAGGGGGGAAGAGCAUGCAGGGAGAACACAACAAAACGGAGAGAGAAAG
Molecule: messenger RNA, 2225 nt
Organism: Chara braunii
Lineage: Eukaryota; Viridiplantae; Streptophyta; Charophyceae; Charales; Characeae
Source: the annotation of a GenBank genome assembly